UGUUCGUGCCUCCAUCCCUGGCGACCUUCUGCGGCUUCUGCAAAAAAAAAAAUGAAAAAAGUUGAGCAGAGAGACGACGUUGAUUAUGAAGAUGAUGAUAACAUCAAACAACCAAUUCAGAAUGCGGAUGGAGACAACGGUAGUGACACUGAAGAAGAGUAUGACUCUGAAACGGAUAGUAUGAAUAUGGAGAGCGAGGAAGAUGUUUUUGGAAACGAUACUAUUGGAGAGGAUGAGGAUGAAAGCGAGAGUAAUGAUGAUGAUGAUGGUAUGGGCAUGAAAAUAGAAGACAUCAAUCAUGCUGAUAUGGAAGACCUUGAGAAGGAGUACGAAGAUCUUCGAAACAAAGAACAAGACCUGUUCAGAAACAUAAGACGUGACCAAGAUGAUGAUAUUCUCAAAGGUCAAGCCGUAAAAAAUCAAAGGGCUCUCUGGGACAAAACUCUUGAGUUCAGAUUCUUGCUACAGAAGUCAUUUUCAACCUCAAAUCGUCUUCCACAGGAGCCAAUCCGAUCUGCUUUCUGCAAUUCCAGUGAAGAAGUUAAAGAAGCUUAUUCAGACCUAUUUGAUUCAUCUAAGAAAACCCUUGAUUCUAUUCUUAAAUUGCAGGAGACGCUUAUUGAAAAGAAUCCGUCAAUUAUGGAUGCAACUGAAGGUGAUGCUGCACAAUAUUCUAAAAGCUUAGACGCUUUUAAGAACUCAACUGAAGGAGAUGAAGAAUGGUUUCGGAUUUCUCAAAUGCAAUCUAGAAUUGCUCCUUUUAGAAACAUGUCAGUUGAUAAAUGGCAGAGGAAGACACAGGUGACAAGUGGUGCAGCCGGCAUGAAAAAUAAAUUUCAAGCCUUUAAUCAGAAUAUCAGUGAUCAAGUUGCGUCAUACAUGCGGGACCCGAGCAGAAUGAUAAAAGGGAUGCAGCAAACGAGAUCCGUUGUCCCGGUUUUUGGUGAUGUUUCUGACUCAACUCUAGAUAUGAAUGAGGCAAUAAAUGCUGAUGGUGAUCCUGAACUUCUUGAUGAUUCUGAGUUCUAUCAACAAUUACUGAGAGAAUUUUUUGAAUCUGUUGAUGCGGGAUCAUCCGAGACUGCGUUCUAUGCUCUGAAGAGAUUACAAACUAAGAAACGCAAAAUUGUUGAUCGGCGUGCUUCUAAAAGCCGAAAGAUUAGGUAUCAUGUUCAUGAGAAGAUUGUGAAUUUCAUGGCUCCUGAGCCCAUGAACAUACCUCCAAUGGUCCCCAAGUUAUUUGAGAACUUAUUUGGCCUCAAAACCCCCAAACCUGCUUUAGUAUCUUAGGAGUAAAAUCCAAAUAUUUAUGAAGUUCUGUAGAUCUUUAAUUUGCAGUGAACUUGAUUUAAUUUACAAAGAGGCCUAUUUAAGAAAAUGCGUUACUUAGAAUGUUUAAUCCUCAUUUUUGGUAUUAUUUGACAAAAGUACGCUUGGUUUCGUA
This is a messenger RNA of Helianthus annuus (common sunflower), 1444 nucleotides long. RefSeq lists its product as uncharacterized. Lineage: Eukaryota; Viridiplantae; Streptophyta; Magnoliopsida; Asterales; Asteraceae. The record is from RefSeq and is a predicted model, not a curated record. The transcript is spliced from 14 exons. Gene Ontology annotation, cellular component: nucleus; nucleolus. Bases 52 to 1290 code for a protein of 412 amino acids.